Cucumis melo (muskmelon) is the source of this 1256-nucleotide messenger RNA. RefSeq names its product guanine nucleotide-binding protein subunit beta-like protein. The coding region runs from base 91 to 1074 and encodes 327 amino acids. The record is from RefSeq and is a predicted model, not a curated record. Gene Ontology annotation, cellular component: cytosol; nucleus. Lineage: Eukaryota; Viridiplantae; Streptophyta; Magnoliopsida; Cucurbitales; Cucurbitaceae. Gene Ontology annotation, molecular function: protein kinase C binding; translation regulator activity; ribosome binding. Gene Ontology annotation, biological process: positive regulation of protein phosphorylation; rescue of stalled cytosolic ribosome. The transcript is spliced from 2 exons.
UAUUCGUAUCUUUCUUUUCUUCCUCCUCUAUCGCUCACAAACUUCAACACAGCCAAGGCGUAGAACCAAAGCACACCUCAAAAAAGAAAAAUGGCGGAAGGGCUUGUUCUGCGAGGCACAAUGAGGGCUCACACCGACAUGGUGACGGCCAUCGCCACUCCCAUCGACAAUUCCGAUAUGAUUGUCACCUCUUCCCGUGACAAAUCCAUCAUCUUGUGGCGUCUUACCAAGGAAGAGAAGACCUACGGUGUUCCUCAACGAAGGCUCAAUGGUCACUCUCACUUUGUUCAAGAUGUUGUUCUCUCAUCCGACGGUCAGUUCGCCCUUUCUGGUUCCUGGGACGGCGAACUCCGCCUCUGGGACCUGGCUACCGGUCUUACAUCCCGUCGAUUCGUCGGACAUUCCAAAGAUGUUCUCUCCGUCGCCUUCUCCAUCGACAAUCGCCAGAUCGUCUCGGCCUCUCGUGACCGAACCAUCAAGCUAUGGAAUACUCUCGGUGAGUGCAAGUACACAAUCCAGGACGGAGACGCUCACUCUGACUGGGUUAGCUGCGUUAGAUUCAGUCCUAACACCCUCCAGCCAACUAUUGUUUCGGCGUCUUGGGACAAGACCGUUAAGGUCUGGAACUUGACCAAUUGCAAGUUGAGAGUUACUCUCGCUGGUCACGCUGGUUAUGUUAACACGGUGGCUGUUUCGCCGGAUGGUUCCCUGUGCGCUAGCGGAGGCAAAGACGGAGUGAUUUUGCUAUGGGAUUUGGCUGAGGGUAAGAGGCUUUAUUCAUUGGAUGCCGGAUCGAUUAUUCAUGCUCUUUGUUUCAGCCCCAACAGGUACUGGCUCUGUGCUGCAACUGAGAGCAGUAUUAAGAUCUGGGAUUUGGAGAGCAAAAGCAUUGUUGAGGAUUUGAAAGUCGAUUUGAAAACCGAGGCAGAGAAAACCGAUGACACCCACGCUGCCACUGCCAACAAGAUUAAGGUUAUUUACUGCACAAGUUUGAGCUGGAGCGCGGAUGGGAGCACAUUGUUUGGUGGUUACACAGAUGGGGUGGUCAGAGUUUGGGGAAUUGGUCGUUACUAGAAAUAUCCAUUAUGAUUAUUUGCAGACGCACUUUUUUGUUUCUAUUUUGAGAAGAAGAAACUUGUUAAACCUUAAUCCUUACAAGUAUCAGUGUUUAGAAUUUUCUUUAGGGUUUUGCUGCGAGUGAUGAAUGAAUCAUUUGGUUUUAAUUUAAUGUUGAAGAUGAUUACUUUUGAGGUCAA